Dunckerocampus dactyliophorus (ringed pipefish) is the source of this 2495-nucleotide messenger RNA. RefSeq lists its product as uncharacterized. The transcript has 13 exons. NCBI's taxonomy places the organism in Eukaryota, Metazoa, Chordata, Actinopteri, Syngnathiformes, Syngnathidae. Gene Ontology annotation, molecular function: nucleic acid binding; zinc ion binding. The coding region runs from base 259 to 2367 and encodes 702 amino acids. The record is from RefSeq and is a predicted model, not a curated record.
CUAACCGGAAGUAGCAACAGUCAGUAGACGAGCGGUAUUAAUAGAACAAAUAUAAUAGAAAUAAUAGAGUUACACAUUUAUUAGAACUGCCGUAAUCGCUAGCUAACGGCCUCUUAAUUGCGCUGCUAUCCCCGCUAGCUUGAAUCCAGGUCGUGACGGUUGGUCAAGCUAGUUUUGAUUUAGCCUAACCUAGUGGCCAAGCUCACCGUAAAGAAACAGAAAAAAGUCGAUAACGUUUCGCCGUCAAAUUGAUCAGCAAUGGACAGUUUAGAAACGCCAUACGAAGACGACUCGGCGACAGAUUUCAUCGAGUGCACGGUCUGUGACAAAUCGGCAAGGGGCCUGAGUUUGUAUAAGAUACACGUGACGACGCAGGGACAUUUAAAGAAAGAGGAAGCUGUUGUUGCCGCCGGCACCCGUGUCAGAGAACGCAGCGUGCCGGUGUUUAAAGAUAUUUUACACUACCUGGAUUACCUGAAGCUGGACGAGCCUAUCAUUGGCUUGGAUUACGUGGAGGAAGUGUACAGACACAUGCCCAAUUCCGACCUGGGGCCCAAGUACACAUGCAUCCUGUGCAAUACCACCGCACACCUGCCAGAAGUAGUCAGUCACAUCAUUGGGCGGAAACACAGACAGAAAUACAUGGAGUCCAAGCGUCCAGACCUGGUGACGUGGGACAAAGACUCUUUGAUUGCGCAAGGAGGGAAGAUGAUACGCACUAGAGCUGAGAUCAUAGAGAGGCAGGAUGGACGUGGACACCCCGUGCUCUUGAAGAAAUGGGAGAACAUGGGGCAAGAAGUCUCAGCUCCCCCAAGACCGAGGCAGAAUGGCAACCCCCAGAACUCCCAGACUUUGUUCAAACUGGAUCUUCCGCCGUGUCCGCCCAAGCGCCAGGACUUCCCAGAGUCGCAGCGUGGGAUGUUGCCCCCGGACGCCUCGCACAGGACUUCCUUCCCUCUAGCUGAAGCCCGCGGGCUGAACGCCGACAGUCAGAUAUACCAGCAGGAUGACUGGCAGAGGGAAUUUAGCAGGCGACGCGACCUGGAUUACCGUCAGCAGGAGUCGCAGACAAGAGGCGUUGACCCCGGGGAGGAGGUGCCCCGUGGUGGAUGGGCACAGCGUUACCCAGACGAGGACCCUUCCUACAGAUGGACCCCGCUGGAGAGCAGUAAUGUGAAGGAGGACGGAAGGCACGGGAGUUCAUCUGACUACCAGCGUCCCAGCUAUCAAGAAGAUGAACGCCGCUGGUCUCUUGACUCAAGCGUGAACACGAUCGGGGAUCGUGUCAGGCUCGGCUCCAGUGUUCCGGAGCCCCCCGAGGGGAACCUUCCCUUGAUUCCGCACGUGGAGCAUCCACGCGGACACGUCAGGGAUUACAAACACGGCGAAGUGCGUCAAGGCGAGCUAUUUUCCAACCCUGCAUUGUCGGGCUGGAGCGGCCCCGUCCAGACGCCGAGAGUGGAUUCCCGGAGCAUGUCGGACAUCCCAGAGCCUUUCAGGCGCUUCAUGAAGUGGCCCGGAGAUAACGACGAUGACAGCGGCAAGGCAUGCGGCAAAAGAAAGAGGAAGAGUCGCUUCUCAGACGCCACCGCUGAGGAAGUGCAAGUGGCGCACAAGAUCUUGAACACUGGAUAUGGACCCCCAGACCCAAAGUUGAGAGCUCAGUCCAGAUCAGGCGCUGGACCAUUUGAAGCAGAGACCCGCGUACCCAUGUGCCAUCCCGACCGCUUCUUAGAAUCACAGGACUUGCAUCGCUCUAACAGCCUCCGAAAAGAUGGCCCUGAGAAAGAAACUGUCUUUGAUAUGCUGAACGACAUCGAAAUAGAGAACGUGGAAGAGGCUAAUUUCCUCAAGAACAAACUGACCGGCCUUCUGAAAGAAUUCAAGGCCAUAAAAACAAAGAAAAGUGAGCAAAAGAGUCCAGCUCCGCAGAUGUCCGCACAACACCAGCACGGGAGGACGCCUUGGGGAGAUUCCGACUUAAGACGGACAGAGGAAGACAACCGGGGACGAGGGUGGAGGACGCAUGAGACUAACGUGCAUGACGGGCAGCAAGAAUACCAGUAUCAUAUGCGCGGGGAGCCCAGUGCCUCAAGCAGAAGCCGUUAUGAAGAUGUUUCUGUCCCACGUGAGAUGUACCCAACACGUCGUCCGGAUGAAAGAGCGCAGCAUCCUGAGCGGUUCCAGGAAAACAUCGCAGCGCACCGUGACCUCCGGCCUGUCUCCGAGGGGCAUUUUGACCCGCGCCCGCCCCUGCCCCGCGACAUGGAACGAGGAGUCGCGAUGAACCGGGGUCCUCAGUACUCCAAAAGCCUGGAAAAACUCACGUCCACUCUCUUGGAGCUAGUGUCAAGGAAACAGCAGUAAAAGUAGUACACCAAAUUCAAUUCAAAUGAAAUCUACCAUCAUGUUUUUGUCUUGCUUAAGUAGCUGAUUUGUUGUUUGCAACAAAGGUUUCCCAGAGACUGAAAAUAUUAAAACAUUUGUCCAUGGCG